Molecule: messenger RNA, 4121 nt
Organism: Mauremys reevesii (Reeves's turtle)
Lineage: Eukaryota; Metazoa; Chordata; Testudines; Geoemydidae
Gene: ODR4
Product: odr-4 GPCR localization factor homolog
Exons: 14
Coding region: 275-1621 (448 amino acids)
Biological process (GO): intracellular protein localization
Cellular component (GO): endomembrane system
Source: RefSeq, a predicted model, not a curated record
ACCUCACAAAGAGGAUCAGAGGGGCAGCCUGUUAGCCUGGAGCUGUAAAAAGCAACAAGGAGGCCUGUGGCACCUUACGGACCAACAGAUGUAUUGGCGCAUGAGCUUUCGUGGGCGAAUACCCACUUCGUCAGACGUCACAAAGUCUUAGCUGGAUCAGCAAGGAAGUGGCGCUGCUACGUCCGCCACACACAAGAUGGCGGACCCCGCUUGGCAGUAAUACCCGGCGCCCAUUCUCCCGCGAUUAGAUGGAAAUUAGACUAAGAUUGCAGUAAUGGGCAGAAGCUAUUUUGUGGAAGAAGCUGUUGGACAGUAUCUUUCAGACUUCAGCACCAAACCAAAGGCUUGUGUCACUGGCCUGUUGAUAGGGCAGUGUUCCCCACAAAGAGAUUAUGUGAUUCUGGCUAUUCGAACACCUCCAAGAGAAGAGCAGAAUGAAAGCAACAAAAAUUAUCAUCCAAAAUUGGCUGACAUUGAUGAAGACUGGGUAGCAGGACAUGCUAGUCAGUUGUCUAGAAUGCUUCCAGGAGGACUGCUAGUUCUUGGUGUAUUUAUUGUUGCAGCUCCAGAGCUGGCUAAAGACAUCCAAAAUGCUUUGCGCAAGCUAGUUUUUUCAGUAGAAAAGUCUAUAGGUAAAAAGAGGCUCUGGAAUUUUACGGAGGAGGAGGUCUCUGACAGAGUGGCUCUUCACCUUUGUUCUGCUACAAAGAAAAUACUCUGUCGAACCUAUGAUAUGCAAGAUCCAAAGAGUUCAGCUAAGCCAGCAGACUGGAAGUACCAAAGUGGCCUGUCUGCCUUCUGGCUAUCUUUGGAGUGCACAAUUAAUGUUAAUAUCCACAUCCCACUUUCUGCUACGUCAGUCAACUAUGAACUAGAGAAAAAUACAAGGAAUGGAUUAACCCGGUGGGCAAAACAGAUAGAGGAAGGUGUUUUUCUGAUCAACGGGCAAGCUAAAGACGAUGACGCAGAGCUAUUGGAAGGGCAGAAAAAGACUUCAAGAGGAAAUAUUCAACACAGUAUUCAACCCUUUGAUGUGAAGGUUCUGAUGCAAUUGUCCCAGAGUUCAGGCCAUAGAUCUACAGCAACUGUGCAAGUCUGCAGUGGUUCCAUAAAUCUUAAAGGUGCUGUGAAAUGCAAAGCUUACAUCCAUAAUAACAAGCCAAAAGUUAAAGAUGCUAUUCAGGCUUUGAAGAGGGAUAUAAUAAACACACUCUCUGAUCGUUGUGAAAUAUUGUUUGAAGAUCUGCUUAUAAAUGAGGCACCCGAGAAAAAAAAUUCUGAGAGAGAAUAUCAUGCCUUGCCUCACAGAGUGUUUGCCUCUAUUGCUGGAUCAAAUGUGAUGCUGUGUGAUUAUAAAUUUGGAGAUGAAACGGCUGGCGAAAUCCAAGAGCGUUUUUUUGAGAUGUUGGAUCAAGUUGUGCAUGGGGAAGCUAUACAUAUAGCCGAGGAAAUAAACAUAGUUGAUAUAAAUCCACCUGUUGACAACACAGAUGACACGCAACAGAUGCAAUUGACAAAAGCAACACUGCUGUUGAAAUUUCAACAAAACAUGGGUGUGGUAAUAGCAGCUGCAGUUGCAAUCUUUGCAGUAGCUUUCUCCUUUAAUUACUUCAGUGACUAGACUCCAAGCAAAAGAAGCAGCCUAAUCAUCAUGGGAACAUUGACCAAUAUUCACAUUAAUAAAAGGUGGACGCUUCGAAGAUUUCAUAUAUUAGCAACUAAACAUGUUGCUUAAAAUACACCAGUUAGGUGUGUUCUAAAUUGUAGUGAUAUAUUCUUCUUGUUUCAACAUGCAAAUGCUGUAGGUGGAUCAGAUUUCCAGGAAACUAAAGGUAUAUAUCUUUGAUGGAAAAAUAAAAUAGCAUUAUUUUCCAGGAAGAAUUGUUUAAAAAAAAAUCCCUUUUCCCUGCUACUUCAUUACAAUUUUAUUGUUAAAAACUUAACUAUAUUUUUCAAGAGACAUUUUCAAGGUUGUUGGAUCUUAACAUUUGCCCUUUUUAAAUUACCCACUAUGACAGGUCUUGCCUUAGGGAAUCCUUUAACACUGAUAUGGGCUAAAAUGCUGUUAAGUAUUUAAAAGAGAGAGAGAGACAAGGAUUGAAAUCCUCCUGAUUUCAGUGGCACCAGAAUUUCACCCCAUAUAUUCUUUUUCUUAAAGUAUGUGUGUCGGGUUGGUUAAUGGAUGUAGUAAAUAUGCAAAUAGUUUGUAGCAGCCCCCAAAUCCCAUUUUAAGCCAACACACACUAUAUAAAUAUCUUAGCUCAAGUAUCAUGAACAGAAAUUAAUGAAAUAAUUAAACCUCUAAGAUGUAUGGCAAAUUUAUAUAUGCUUUCUUUUUCAUCAUCUGACGUAUCCAUCCAAUCCUGAUUGACUCAAUUCCCAUCUUUCCCUGAAGAAAGAUAUAUCAGAUAAUUCCCCAGAUAUUCAAAUCCCAAAUAUGCAGACAGAUAUGAAUAAUUUUAUACAUUUUUUAGAGGCUGAUAAUUAAAAUUUUUGGGAUAUGAAUGAGAGAAGUAAGUCUAUGCCGGCCUUAAAUUUGCUUUCCCCCAGGAAAAAUGUUUGAAACAAGGUUAACAAAUGUCACUUUUAUACAAAAGUUGUUGGCAUUCAUAUAGUUCCGAGUUACUAUAUAAAACAGAUAUGUACCAGAUUGAACAGUAUUUAACCUUAAAUUGCAGCUUAAUGAGUUUUGAUGCAAAGGUACUGGAAUUGCAGAAAAAAAUCAGAAAGCUUUGAGCCUACAGCAUAAUCAAGCAUAAAAUAUUAGAAAACUUUGAAUAAAAGGUAACUUGCAGAUGAAAUAAUGUUAAAAUUCAUAGCCUCUUCAUCUGAUUUUUAUGUUCUGGAAACAGUAAACCCAGUAAAAGAAAAAUUUGAUGUACAGAUUUGUACAAUUACUGCUGACUUGCUAAGGAUCAAGAAAAGCUUAGACUGACUCUUAGAGCAAAUUGAAGCUAUAAAAAGCAUUGUCUUCAUUUAGCAUUAGUAACACACCAAAUUUGAACAUUAUAGGAAUUCUUUUUAAUUGUUGGCCAAAGGCUAAAUUUCAGACUUGGAGCAUGGUUGAGGCCUGUAUUAGGCAAUGGUGGCAUCUCUGAUGUCCUCUUUUUCCUUCUCACUGCAUUGUUUGAAUGGAGCAACUUGAAGGGCAAAGAAGGAAACAAGGCCCCUUAUAGCAGAGUGCAGGGAUGCCCUCCUGCAGCAAAUUUAUUUUGGAAAUAUGUGCUCUUUGACAUAAAUCUGAUUGAUUCCACAGGCAAAAUAGAAUGAUGACAAAGUAUUUUCUUAAUGAGCCAGGGACAAAUCAAUAAUAGCAGGAAUGGUUCAGCAAUAUCAGAGGUGGAGAUGAAUUUCCCCAACCCAUCUCAAGCCUUUUUUAAAUUUUAAAAACUGCUCCUCACACAGACACAGUCUGCUUCUGUCUCCUGAGAGAAUGGUAGGAAGAAGUCAGUCUGUUGUCCUAGUUAUGAGUAGGCACUUUAUUCCUUCCCCACUUCUGGCUGCUAAAAGAAGGUGGACCUUGGACUUUGGUACCAAAGUCCAUCUCAACUGAGAGACCCAGGGGAGAAAAGAGAACAACAUGGUGGAGGCACUCAAGAAAGGGAAAGAGUGGCUGCCAGGGCAUUCUCCUGUAGGGGCUCCUUGACUUUGGCAUUUGAUUUCUCACUUACCAAAAAUAAAUCUCUUGGUUGGCCAGAGCCCAAGUUUGUUAAUAAAGAGCUGGAUGUGUGUAUUUUUGGGAUAAGUCAUAUUGCAAAGGUUAAUUCUUUUAAAAUAGUAAUCUGUGAAAUAUGUUAAUUGUUGACUGGCUGGUAUUGUGAUGACUUGGUCAAAAUAAAGCAUUUUAAAUAGAGAGAGAUCUGAACUUUUCUGAAUACUUAUUCUCACAUUGCCUAGUUUUAAUAUUGUAUUACUGUUGUUCUUACUGUGUGUAUGUAUAAACAAGUCUGCUCCAUACCUGUCAUAACUGCUCAUUUGCAUGCUUUGUAUGUUGUUCUCAUCCAUGUUUGUUAGUAUUUUGCCUACAUAGAUAGUGAACUUUGAGACUGGUAAACUGUUAUUUCAUGUAGAAUGCCAAACAAAGCUUUAGUGAGUGACUUAAUAAAUGCUCCUCUCAAACA